Prorocentrum cordatum is the source of this 169-nucleotide messenger RNA. NCBI's taxonomy places the organism in Eukaryota, Dinophyceae, Prorocentrales, Prorocentraceae. The record is from the annotation of a GenBank genome assembly.
GCCACGUCGGGCCAGCCUCGCUCAUUCUCUCGUGCACGUCGGACUCCGCCAUCGGCGAGGUUGUGGACGCACUCUCUCUGUACUGCGAGGAGCAGAGCCUCCGCCCAGACGCCACGUACGUCUGGCUCCACUGCCUCUGCGCCGGCGAGCACGGCGAGCUGCGCGCCAG